AUGUCGGAACGACGACCCGAGGCUGUCGAGCCCAUCUCCGAUGCGGCUUCCAACGUUGACAAAGGGAGCGAUUUCGUCCACCAGGAGGUAGUUGGCGAACUCACUCCGGAAGAUCAAGCAUUCCUUGACAACUUCCCCGAAGACCGAAAGAAGAGAGUGAUGCGAAAGCUCGACUGGCGCCUGGUUCCAUUGCUGGGGUUGCUCUACCUAAUUUCAUUCCUUGACCGAGCCAACAUCGGCAACGCCAAGAUCGAAGGCCUGCCUGAGGACUUGAAUCUCACGGGACAGCAAUACAAUAUUGCACUUUGUGUUUUCUUCAUCACAUACAUCUUGUUUGAGGUACCUAGUAACAUGCUCCUCUUGAAGUUCAAGCGCCCCUCAACCUACAUGGGCAUUUUGGUCACAGGAUGGGGCACUAUUAUCACCCUGACCGGCCUCGUACAGAACUUUGGAGGUCUCAUUGCAGUCAGAGUUCUGCUUGGUGUGUUUGAGUCUGGCUUUUUCCCCGGAGCGGUCUACACUAUAUCGAGAUGGUACCUCCCACACGAGACCCAAACGCGAAUCGCAAUAAUUUACAGUGCCAGCGCUCUAGCUGGCGCUUUCUCUGGCCUUCUUGCAUUUGUCAUCGUGCGGAUGGAUGGACUCGCUGGCAUCGCGGGCUGGCGGUGGAUUUUCAUCAUCGAAGGGAUCGCUUCCGUCGUCGCUGGCGUUGCGACCUUCUUCUUACUUAUCGACACACCUGCCCUCUCAACAAGGUGGCUGGACGCUGACGAGAGGAAGUACCUUGAACUGCGUCAGUAUGCAGUCCAAGGCAACAGCAUACGUGUGAGAGAGGCUGAGAAGACGCGCAAAUGGGAAAUCCUCCGCUCCGUUUUGCUGGACUGGCAACUUUACCUUCAGGCCCUGGUUUACUGGUCUAACACGGUGCCGAAUUUUGGGAUGAAAUUCACAAUGCCCCAGAUUAUCAAGAACAUGGGGUACACCAGUAGCAAUGCCCAACUCCUAACCAUUCCUCCGUACAUCGUUGGAGCCAUCUCCGCCUACGUUUCCUCGUCGCUUUCCGACAGGUUCAAGUGGAGGAUGCCUUUCAUUGUCUUUGCCCAAGUCUUGGUUCUGAUAUCGUUUGCCAUAUUGUUCUCCAAAGCGGAAAACAUCCAAGAGAACAUCCCGGCUUGCUACUUUGCGAUCUUCCUGGCCAGUAUUGGCUUCUACCCAAUCAACCCUGGCGGCAAUGCGUGGACCGUCAACAAUCUCGCAGGGCCUACGAAACGUGCUCAGGGAAUCGCCUAUAUGAUCUGUCUAGGAAGUAUCGGUGGGAUUGUGGGCAGUUUCAUUUAUCGCGAGGAGGAGAGCCCGAAAUAUCCCACAGGGUUUGGCUCGUCAUUUGCAUUUGCCGGGCUCGGUGUCGUCGCUUGCUUUGUGUUGGAGUUCCUAUUCUGGAACAUCAACCGCAAAAGAGACAAGUUUACUGAGGAGGAAAUCAGAGCCAAAUAUUCGGAUGAUGAGCUUCAAAUGAUGGGAGACAGAUCACCUCUUUUUAGGUACACCUUGUGA
Colletotrichum siamense is the source of this 1554-nucleotide messenger RNA. Its product is annotated as putative transporter. Gene Ontology annotation, cellular component: membrane. The transcript is spliced from 4 exons. Gene Ontology annotation, biological process: transmembrane transport. The record is from RefSeq and is a predicted model, not a curated record. NCBI's taxonomy places the organism in Eukaryota, Fungi, Ascomycota, Sordariomycetes, Glomerellales, Glomerellaceae. Gene Ontology annotation, molecular function: transmembrane transporter activity. The coding region runs from base 1 to 1554 and encodes 517 amino acids.